Mercenaria mercenaria is the source of this 860-nucleotide messenger RNA. RefSeq lists its product as uncharacterized. Gene Ontology annotation, molecular function: DNA binding. Lineage: Eukaryota; Metazoa; Mollusca; Bivalvia; Venerida; Veneridae. Gene Ontology annotation, biological process: DNA integration; DNA recombination. The transcript has 2 exons. The record is from RefSeq and is a predicted model, not a curated record. The coding region runs from base 52 to 567 and encodes 171 amino acids.
UUCCUUGUUCCUGGAGGACACACCCAGAAAUGUUGGUUUAGAAACAGUGCUAUGGGCAUCAACAAAAUAUACAAAAUAAUGAAUGAAAUGAAAGAAGAGGCCGGGAUUGAAGCACCACGCAUAACACCAUACAGUGCAAGGAAGCGUCUCAUCCAAAAGUUAUCCGAUGAUGGAGUCCCAGCCAAUCAGAUUGUGCAAAUCUCCGGACACAAAAAUGUUAACAGUCUCAAUAACUACAGCAAACUGAAUAAUGCACAAAGCAAAAAUAUUUCCGACAUACUGUCAGACAAAGCCACUAGCUCCGCUGUAGCAACAACCACUGCUCAAAGUAACAGCUUGGAGAACUCAGAAAGGCAGAUGCCAAAAGGAUUCUUCCAAAAUAGUCAUUUCCAUGGAAAUGUGACCUUCAACUUUCAUAAUUCAAGAACUGAGACCCAACAACUUUCACAGCAGGUGAUCUGUUCAAGUCCAAAAGCUGCCAACAGUUGUGUGGAGGAAAGUCAACAUUCCCCCAUACAAAAACAGUACAAAAGAAUCCGUAUGAUUUCAGAAAGCGACAGUGACUAGAAACUUGAGGACUCAUGACAUAUGUCGUUGUGAAUUUUCUGUUGACUGUUCUUUCAAAGUUGAUUAUUCCAUUAACAGUUUUUCAGUUUGAAUUUGUUAUAACAUUUACAUAACUAACAUGGUGGUGAUUCACAAAUGUAUUAAAUCAAAAGAAAUGAUUCACUGAAUAUUUACUAUUGAAUCUAAUGCACUUACCAGUAAAAGUAAACUGAUGGCUGGACUUAUGCUGUCUGUAUUCUUUAAUCCCAGUUGAAACAUGCUCUAAACAGCUAAAGUUGAAGAUUUUUGGGUUU